Molecule: messenger RNA, 2373 nt
Organism: Pseudoliparis swirei
Lineage: Eukaryota; Metazoa; Chordata; Actinopteri; Perciformes; Liparidae
Product: arylsulfatase G-like
Exons: 11
Coding region: 231-1835 (534 amino acids)
Molecular function (GO): arylsulfatase activity
Source: RefSeq, a predicted model, not a curated record
UAUCAAAAUAUUUAACUCACAAGUCAAGUUAUGUUUGAGGACGCUACCUUGUCCUGUUCUGAAGAAAUCUAAUAUCAUUUAAAGUGUAUAGCAGGACAAUGCUUUACCUUUAUUUCCUUAAUUAGGAGGGGGGGGGGGGGCUAAUGUUAAAUAGUCCUAGGCGUCACGCGGCGGACCGCCAUGCUCUCAGCGCCGCGACUACACUAAUACACACUUCAUCUUGACCUAAAAUGGUGGCGGGUUUCACCCCGUGGCUUCUGUCUGGGAUGCUGAUGUGUGGUCUGCUGCUCCACACGGGGUACCGCCGUGGAGCCAGUGUGAACACGCCCAGUAAGAAGCCCAACUUCAUCAUCAUACUGGCGGACGAUAUUGGCUGGGGUGACCUGGAUGCUCACAACAACACGCCAUACCUCACCUUGAUGGCUGAGCAAGGACUAAGAUUGACGGACUUCCAUUCUCCCGCCUCCACCUGCUCGCCGUCCCGCGCCGCCAUCCUGACCGGCCGCUACGGCCUGAGGAACGGCGUGACUCACAACUUUGCCGUGAGCUCCGUGGCCGGUCUGCCCCUGUCUGAAGUCACCUUGCCCCACCUCCUACAGACAGCCGGGUACUACACCGCCAUGAUUGGGAAAUGGCACCUCGGCCACAAUGGACCGUACGGUCCGACCAACAGAGGCUUUGACUACUACCUUGGUGUCCCCUACAGUAAUGACAUGGGCUGCACUGACAUACCCGGGUAUGAUUUGCCUCGGUGUCCUCCCUGUGACUCAUCAGGACAUCAGGUGAUCAGAUUGAAGAGCAGUGUGCAUGGCGGCUGCUCCUCCACAGUGGGCCUCCCUCUGAUGGAAAACAGCAGCGUUGUGGAGCAGCCGCUCGACCUGUGGACCCUCACGGGGCAAUACCAGUCUGCUGCGACCAGGAUUAUACGCCACGCAAGGCAGCGAGGACAGCCCUAUCUGCUCUACAUAGCGCUGGCUCACAUGCAUGUUCCCCUGGCCCCUCCCCUCCCCCCAGAUGCCUCCGCCACCAGCCGCCGCCCAGACGACGGUGAAGUGUACGCCGCAAGCCUGCGAGAGAUGGACAGCCUGGUGGGGGCAGUGAAGAGCGCAUCGGACGCCACAGACAAAGACAACACUCUCAUCUGGUUCACUGGUGACAACGGCCCUUGGGAAAAGAAGUGCCUGUAUGCAGGAAAUGUCGGACCUUUCGUGGGAAAGUGGCAGACCAGUAGAGGUGGAGGCUCAGCGAAGCAGACCACCUGGGAGGGAGGUCACAGGGUGCCAACAGUGGCUUAUUGGCCUGGGAGGAUCCCUGCAAACAUCACCAACUCAGCCCUGCUCAGUGGAAUGGAUAUCUUCCCAACCCUUCUGUCCUUGGCUGAGGUAACUCCCCCCUCAGACAGACGGUACGAUGGCAUUGACGUCACGAACGUCUUCCUGCGCGGUGAUAAGACCGGUCAUGAGUUUCUGUUCCACCCGAACAGUGGUGCUGCGGGGAAGUUUGGCGACCUGCAGACAGUUCGAACAGAGACACACAAAGCGUUCUACAUCACGGGUGCAGCUGAGGUGUGUGGCGGUGCAACAGGAAUGCAGCAGCUCCACGACCCGCCGUUGAUAUUUGACCUGGAGCGCGACGAGGCGGAGGAAACACCCCUGGACGUGGAGACGCCAGAAUACCGGGCGAUAGCGGAGAGUGUCGCCCGCGGGAGGGAAAUGUUGUUAUGGGACAUUGCCACCGACACGUCCGCGUCCACAGCAGACUACAGCACGGACGCGGCUGCCGCGCCCUGCUGUGACCCGACACAGGUGGUGUGCCGCUGCCACACACUAGGCUGAGGGGGUGGGGAAACCACACACACAUGCACACACACACACACACAGACAUGCACACACACGCACGCUCACAAUAGGCCAAAAGAGAAGCUCAAACAACUCCUUUUGAGGUGCUCAGCUUUUGUUUGCAAAGAGUUGACCAGUUGUGAGAUAAACGCAUUUAAAAAAAAAGAGAUUGUCAGACAGUAAAGACAAAACUACAAUUUUAAAACCGUUUGUUGUAGUGUAAUUAGAGAAUUAAUGAUUGUUAAUCUCCACAGCUUUAUUAUCUGAUUAGAUUUAUCCAAGUGUUUAAACGGUGUCAACAUAAAUGAUGCUAUUUAACAAAAGAACAAAUAGAAACGUGCAGAGGUUGAAUCACUUCUCAGCUUUAAUGAGUCUCUGGUGUCAUGUCCAGUAUUAAACAGCUCAACACAGCGUACAGGUGUCCUAGCAGCGCCACCUUUUGGCAAAUUGAAUGGUAUUACCAUGUUACUUAUAACAAUACUAUAUAAAAAUGUUAUAUAUACAUUAUACACACAAUAAAAAUCCUCAAAAUAUA